AUGGUGAUUGCAUCAUCUUUCAUGGUUAACGAGUCAACUGACUGGAUUUUGAGGCAACCAGAGAUACUAGCAGUUGCAUAUUCUGGAACUAUUGCAUCUGCUCUUAACUAUGGAAUCAUUACAUGGAGCAAUAAGAUCUUGGGGCCAGCUUUGGUUUCCCUUUAUAAUCCGCUUCAACCUGCAUUUUCUGCCUUCCUGUCCCAAAUUUUCCUUGGCACUCCAAUUUACUUGGGAAGCAUCCUAGGGGGAUCUUUGAUCGUUGCUGGUCUCUAUAUAGUUACUUGGGCAUCCUAUAGAGAGAAACAAGAAACUUUUGUAGUUACUCCUAAUGGCUCUUGGAUCUCUGAACCACUUAUUCAUGAAAAAGGUGAAUAUCAGAAUUCAGGAUCCUCCAAUUCACUAUCAAAGCCAAGCUCAUCAAAUGAAUGGUUGAAUGACAAUGUGCCAGAGUGGAUUCAUUCCAAUGGGAGCAGCUGGAGUUGGAGUGGGUGUGGGGGUGACAUAUGGAAGGCCCAUACGGCCAUGGCGAUGGUGCAGCUUUUCAAUGGCAUCUACCAUGUCAUCACCAAAGUGGCCCUUAAUGUUGGCGUCAACCAAUUAGUCUUCUGUGUCUUUCGCGAUGCCAUUGCUCUUUCAAUCCUCGCACCCCUUGCUUAUAUUCGUGAAAAACGGAUUCGACCACCCACUACUAAGAACCUCCUGGUUUCAUUCUUCUUUCUUGGAUUAACUGGGAUAUUUGGCAACCAGCUUUUGUUUCUUAUUGGUUUAAGCUAUACUAAUCCAUCUUAUGCGGCUGCCAUACAACCGGCCAUUCCGGUCUUUACCUUUAUGUUGGCUGUAAUGAUGGGUACAGAAAGAGUAAACCUAGCCAGAUAUGAUGGUCUGGCAAAAGUUGGAGGAACCAUCAUCUGUGUUUCUGGUGCCAUAUUAAUGGUUUUGUAUCGUGGUCCAGCUUUGAUAGGACAUGCUCCAAUCGAUCAUGGUACACAAAAUGAAAUAAGUGCCAAAGGACAGCCAGAGCCAACUGGAUGGUUAAUUGGUGCUUUACAAGCUAUCGGGUUUGACCGUUUUCAUCUUGGGGUUCUGUGCUUGAUUGGGAACUGCAUUUGUAUGGCUGCGUUUCUAGCCAUUCAGGCACCAGUAUUAAAAAAAUAUCCAGCAAACAUAUCUGUCACAGCAUAUUCAUACUUAUUCGGAACUUUACUGAUGGUCACGGUGUCAUCAUUCGUGAAUACCGAGUCAAGUGACUGGAGUUUGGCAUCAUCAGAAGUACUUGCUGUUAUUUAUGCUGGAACUGUUGCAUCUGCACUUAACUAUGGACUCAUUACAUGGUGCAACAAAAUCUUGGGGCCAGCCAUGGUUUCCAUUUACAAUCCGCUUCAACCUGCGUUUUCAGCCAUCCUGUCACAAAUUUUCCUUGGAAGUCCAAUUUACUUGGGAAGCAUCAUAGGAGGAUCUUUUAUCAUUACUGGUCUAUAUUUGGUUACUUGGGCAUCUUUUAAAGAAAAACAAGCAAAUCUUGGAGGUGGAGUUGCUGCUCAUGCCUCUUGGGUCUCUGAACCACUUGUUCACGACAGAAGUCCACUCCAGAAAGGUCACCCAUUUUCGGGGUCCUCCACCGCUUCCCCAAAAGCAUUAUCAGAUUAA
This is a messenger RNA of Sphenostylis stenocarpa, 1647 nucleotides long. NCBI's taxonomy places the organism in Eukaryota, Viridiplantae, Streptophyta, Magnoliopsida, Fabales, Fabaceae. The record is from the annotation of a GenBank genome assembly.